This is a messenger RNA of Hydractinia symbiolongicarpus, 3906 nucleotides long. RefSeq names its product glutamate receptor ionotropic, NMDA 2A-like. Gene Ontology annotation, biological process: modulation of chemical synaptic transmission; synaptic transmission, glutamatergic. Gene Ontology annotation, molecular function: glutamate-gated receptor activity; transmitter-gated monoatomic ion channel activity involved in regulation of postsynaptic membrane potential. Gene Ontology annotation, cellular component: postsynaptic membrane; plasma membrane. The transcript is spliced from 3 exons. The record is from RefSeq and is a predicted model, not a curated record. NCBI's taxonomy places the organism in Eukaryota, Metazoa, Cnidaria, Hydrozoa, Anthoathecata, Hydractiniidae. Bases 290 to 1975 code for a protein of 561 amino acids.
GCAUGAUAUAUGCAUGAUUAAACUUCUUUUCUACCAGGGCAUGGCUCUAAAAGUUAAAUUUAAAUAUUUUGUUAUUUGGAAAUUUCUAUAGAUUAAUCGGAUUGAAUAUGCUUUUCUUCUCUUCUGGAAAAUAUAUCUUGCAUCGCAUGUCAAAAAUGGUGAAAAUGGAAAAGUCGAUUCAAAGUACAAGUUGAAAGUCUGUAUAUAUUUACAUUUUGUCGUGUUCACCGCUUUCAAAAUCCAGCAAUGCUAGUGGCAUUAGUAGCAGGAAUUAAUUAUCUCGUGUGAUAUGGAUAACGUAAUUAAAUUAGCUGCGGUAAUAAUAACGCAAAUUACAAUGAGUAGCGCAAAAGGAGUUUAUGUAAAUCUGCGUCACAAUACAGGAUACCCAUUUUCGUAUUCGAAUAAACUUAACAUAUCCCUAGGCAACGUGUCUAAUGGACUAAUAUCACUUUCUUCUUCUUAUACACAGCACUACAAAUCAAAUUCAAAGUUUAUUUAUCUGGUGGAUGAACGGCAGAAGAAUAUAUUGGACGCCUAUGGUGGACAAAGUAUAAGCACAAUUGCGAUGAAUACACUAAAGGCUGAAAAUGAUCAACAGGAACAUACUGCGUCUUUUGGUGUAAGUCAUAGUGACAAAUUGAAAGAACUUAUGGAGGAUAUUUCCAUAAAGCGAUUGUUGGUCAUUGUAUAUAAAGAUUGUAAUAAUACAAUCACAAACCAUUUACGUUCAAAGUUCAAGGAAAGUAAUGUAAAAUCUGUCUGCAAUUCAAUAUACGAAGAUCAAAUACUACACAACAUACCGCAAAUCCUUGAAAAACCUGAGAUGGUGCUGCUCCUAUUAUCAGUUCUGGACGCAAAUGUGGUAUUGGAGAGAAUGUUGCGCUUUGCAAUAAAAAGAAUUAUAUUUAUAACAACAGGCAUACCUGUCCAUGUCUUCAAAGAAAUGAAAAUUUUGUACCCAAAAUUAAACAUGGUUAAUCUUCCCAACAGCGUACAUGAGGACAUAAUACUGGAUACCAAAAAAGUUACAAAGUUACUCCAGGAAAAUGAUUUAAGCAAUAUAUUUAAAGUCUUGCCGAUGCUAUAUACAAGCAUAAAUAAAAAUGGAGGUGAAUGUUCUCAUUUAAAAAUAAAUUUUUUCACAGAGACAUGGAGGGCUGUUAGUCUUCUACGUGCUCCGUAUUGCGUUUUGCUGCCAUUUGAGCCAGAGAAUGAUGUUUGCGUUGUUGGCAUACCAUGUCGAGUUCCUGACACAAGUAAAAAUAAUAAAAAAUGGAAUUUUUCAUGCUGUUCCGGUAUGGCAGUGGAUCUAUUUAUGUUAAUUUUGAAGGAAUGGCAGGUUAACGUUGAACUUUAUAUAGCGGAGGAUGGAGCAUUCGGAGCCAUUAAGAAUGGCACCUGGAAUGGUAUUAUCAAUGAAGUUUAUUCUGGUAACGCAGAUAUUGGCAUACAAGCACUUACACCUACAGUUGAAAGAAUUAAAGUUGUUGAUUUUUCAAAAGGCUAUCAAUAUAGUUACUUUUCCAUUAUUCGCCGAACUACACUAAAAAAGUUAUCGUUCAUCACCUAUGAGUUUUUAGAACCUCUGGAUGAUUUUCUACUUAUUAUAAUAGCAGCGUCAAGCAUAAUACUUCAAAUUAUGCUGUUUCUCUUCGAAAAUGUCACCACACGUGGUUUAAAGAUUGAAAAACGUUUUACCUGGCGUGAUGUCCUUGCAUAUUCCACAGGCUUAGUAUUCCAGCGUGAUAUCGGAGGCAGAAAUCCUAUCAGCAUUUAUGGGCGUCUAUCGUCCUUAGCUUUUGCUGUUUCCAUGACUGUAAUUAUGUCAACAUACACUGCAAAAUUGACAGCAAACGAAGUCAAUAACCAGAGAUCGGAUGACUUUCUGGGAAUAACUGAUCCAAAGGUAUUGUCGUUAUCAUUUGCUAUUAAUAGAAAAAAAAUAUUAGCAGGGGGGUUUGAUCACACAUGAUCUUGUCUUUGGAGAGUAACGACUCCACUUAUUACCUGAGUUAAAAACAAAGAAUAGCACAGUUGAACAGAAAGUGGUAAAAGUUUACUUUAGAAAGAUAGGGAUGUCUAGUUUCUGCUGAUGACCGUCCGCGGACCUCUUCGAGGUGACCCUGCUAGACAUCCAGGGUACUUAGGUUCAGAGAUAUGGGUCGAAACCUACCUGCCUUGGUUAAAGUUCUGUUCAUCUUUUCAAAUGUGUUGUGUCCUUUUUAUUUUUUUUAUAUUUUUUUUAAUUCCUUGUAAAAAGGGAGAAUUGUGCUUUUAGAGGCAUUUUCUCUAGAGGAUUACAACCUCUAGGUUAUUUCCAAAGACCUAAUAGGUUGAGUUCAUCAUGCGGUGGCUUGCCACCUCUUUGUAAAUUAUUUUCUUUAUUAUUAUUAGGUGCUUUUGCGAUCGGACGCGAGCGCAAAUGUUUGAAAAGUAUUUUUUACCUACUAAAAUUCGGUCGUAGCGAUAAUUUUAUUUGACUCUCAGGCGAUCAACUAAGUUUAAAACCCUUUUGUGGCAGAGAGUCUCGCAUUUGGGUAGGGCAGACUGGUUGAUCUUGUAUGAAAUUUACUGUACUUCAAAAAAAAAACCGUUUUAGAGUGUCAAAAGUCACAGGAGUUUGUGUGUAGCCUUUUUUAAGUGGUAAAAAAAUGGUUUGCCGAUGGGGAGCUUUUUUGCCCCACCUUUUGCAAACGGUUAGAUGGAUAAAUGGAUAGAUUUAUAAUGUGUUACAUAAUAUCAACAAUCUUCAUCCAUCAUUAAAAUUUACAGUUGAAAAUGAAAGGAUCGGUAUAUUGCCGUUCUUAGAUAUGUUAGUUUGCUGUAAACAAAAUGGAUUGCUAGAAUCUACUUGGUAUAGCAAAAAGACGGACUCAGGUUCAUUAAUGAACUUCCAUCCAAUAGAAAUGUUCAGUGGUGUCAGGUAUAUCGAAUAAUUUGAGUUGUAGUACAUGGUCAUAUAUACACGAAGGUUCAGAGAAAGCUAAAAAGAUAUUACAUAUUAACCAGUAUCCAUCGUCAUUUUGUGAUCCAAUCAUCAAACAAGCGAAAUAGGAAAGUCGGAGGAAGAAAUGAUGAUGAUAAUUAUCCAGUACCGCGGUAAGCUGACAGAUAGAUUUGAGAAAGCUUUAUGUUUAUGUGUAUUAGGUUUAAAGCUUUAUGUCAAGUUAUCUUAACGUUACGAAAGUUGUAAACUGUUGUACCUUCCCUAAAACAACCAAAUUCAUAUGCCUUUUAAAAGUGGUGUUGUCUACGAAAUUUGUUGUCCGCGAUGUAAUUCGCCCCAUGUCAGUCAAUCAUCGGCAUCGUAUCAACCGUAAUAAGGAGCUUUCACGAGCUUCAAUCCAGUAGGCGUGCAUUUCAAUGGCUGCGUAUGUAUCCUAUCAAUGGAAACAGUCAAAAUUUUAUCGACCUGGAAGUCUUAACGGCACUUAUUGAUUUCUAGAAAAACGACAGAAUUGUAAUAUUUUUUUUUUCAUUGAUGAUUUUCUGUCUAGACAUACUCAAAAACUACAUCUAUUGCAUGAGUAAUUAUAAUUAUUACACUGGUAAUUAUAUAUACAUUAGAGGCCAUAACUUUGUUUACAAUGCAAAAUUUCAAGAACAGGUUGUCAGAAUGGGUUGAGCCGCAUUAAGACAAACACAUUUUUUCACAACAAAUAUAAACUAGCAAGAAGGAACCAAUGUGUAACAAGAAGCCCUGGGGCCUCUAAGAAUUUCCGCUCGCUACCAAAAUAUUUGAUGACAACCUACUAAUUCGUUGUGUUAUCGUGCCAAACAUUCGAAGAGUUUUGGUGCAUGAAGCUUUGAAGAUAAAGCACACAAGUGACAUUAUAUGUUAUAACAACCGCAAGCAAAACGCAAUGCUUCAUAAUAAACUCAUAUUAUAAAAGAAAUUGCUAA